CAUCCCCACUUUGCUUCUGACAUUCCCCGAAAUCUUUGCUUCUAAAGAAAGAGAACCGGAGGAGAAGAGAUGGAGAGGAAUUGAAACUUGAAAGAGAGCUUCACCUAACCAGAAAAGCCCAAAUGUUAUUCUGACGAAAAAUGAUACUCCUUCUAGUAAUCUGAUCAUCUUCAACUCCGGACCCAUCAAUUGGGUGCACCUAGGAAGCUUGAGAAGCUAGCUCGAUCGUACCAAUGGCGGAGAUGAAGAUCUUGUGUUCAAUUAUCUUGGCAUUAAAUAUUAGUAUUGUCCUUGUGGAAUCCAAGUACAUAGAAUACAACACAUCACACAGGAUCGUCCCCGGGAAAAUUAACGUCCAUCUGGUACCUCACUCCCACGAUGACGUUGGAUGGUUGAAGACCGUCGAUCAGUACUAUGUCGGUGCCAACAACUCCAUCCGGGGAGCGUGUGUUCAGAACGUCUUGGAUUCUGUAAUUUCGUCUUUGUUGGAUGACAAGAAUCGGAAAUUCAUCUAUGUUGAAAUGGCAUUCUUCCAGCGCUGGUGGAGACAGCAGAGUGAGGUACUCAAGAUCAAAGUCAAGGAACUCAUCAGCUCCGGUCAACUAGAGUUCAUAAAUGGAGGAAUGAGUAUGCAUGAUGAGGCAACCCCACAUUACAUUGACCUAAUUGAUCAGACAACUCUGGGGCAUCAAUUUAUCAAAAAUGAAUUUGGUCAGAGACCCAGAGUUGGUUGGCAGAUUGAUCCUUUCGGACAUUCUGCUGUUCAAGCUUAUUUGUUGGGUGCAGAGCUAGGAUUUGACUCUCUCUUUUUUGCACGAAUUGAUUACCAAGACAGAGCUAAGCGGAGGGCUGAGAAGACUCUCGAGGUUGUUUGGCAGGGUUCAAAAUCCCUUGGUUCAUCUUCACAGAUAUUCACUGGUAUAUUCCCCAGGCAUUAUGAUCCUCCUGAUGGUUUCACCUUCGAAAUAAAUGACGUGUCUCCUCCUAUUCAGGAUGAUGUUCUCCUGUUUGACUAUAACGUCAAAGACCGUGUGGAUGACUUUGUAGCUGCUGCAGUGGCACAGGCAAAUGUAACCAGGACAAACCAUAUAAUGUGGCUCAUGGGUACGGAUUUUCGGUAUCAGUAUGCAAAUUCAUGGUUCAGGCAGAUUGACAAAUUCAUUCAUUACGUCAACCUGGAUGGGCGUGUAAAUGCUCUAUACUCAACCCCGUCCAUCUACACUGAUUCAAAGCAUGCAGCAAAGGAGUUAUGGCCUCUUAAAACUGGUGAUUUCUUCCCGUAUGCAGAUCGUGAAAAUGCAUAUUGGACUGGUUAUUUUACAAGUAGGCCGGCCUUUAAAGGUUAUGUCAGAAUGAUGAGUGGUUACUACUUAGCAGCAAGGCAGCUGGAAUUUUUUAAGGGCAGGAGCAGUUCAGGGCCAAAUGUAGAUGCACUGGCUGAUGCAUUGGCAAUCGCUCAGCAUCAUGAUGCCGUGAGUGGAACUCAAAGACAACAUGUAGCUUCUGACUAUUCUCUGCGACUUUCUAUUGGCUAUGCAGAGGCUGAAAAGGUGGUUGCAUCAUCUCUUGCUUUAUUAGCAAAGUCAAGAUUAAAUACCAGUCAAGAAGACUCGCUCACCAAGUUCCAGCAGUGCCCCCUCCUUAAUAUAAGUUACUGUCCUCCAUCAGAAGCGGCAUUGUCCAACGGGAAGAGCUUGGUCAUCAUAGUCUACAAUCCUUUAGGAUGGAAGAGAGAGGAAGCAAUUCGGAUUCCCGUUUCCUCUGAGGGGGUAAUAGUCAUGGAUUCUGCUGGAAGAGAAAUUGAAUCUCAACUUCUUCCUCUGUCCAAUGCCUCUUUGAGCAUCAGAAAUUACCAUGUAAAAGCAUAUUUGGGUAGAUCUCCUGGUGAAACAAUGAAAUACUGGCUUGCCUUUUCUGUAUCUGUACCACCGCUUGGUUUCAGCACUUACACUGUCGCAAGUGCCAAAGGGACAGGUGCAUCAAAAUCCGAAGUAUAUAAUCCAGAAGGAAAUGGGGAUUAUACAGUAGAAGUUGGCCAAGGAAAUUUAAAGCUGCUUUAUACUGCCCAUGGGGGAAAUCUUAUUCACUACAGUAAUGGCAGAAGUUUGGUUACAACAUCUGCUCAGCAAACGUACAGUUACUACUCUGCAUACAAUGGAACUGACAAAGAUCCCCAGGCUUCGGGGGCAUACGUUUUCCGUCCAAAUCGCACUUUCCCCAUAGACUCUGAGGGCCAGAGAUCAUUAUCUGUUAUGCGGGGUCCACUCAUGGAUGAAGUACAUCAACAAGUCAAUCCGUGGAUAUACCAGAUCACCAGGGUGUACAAAGCAAAAGAACAUGCUGAAGUUGAGUUCAAUAUUGGGCCUAUACCUGCUGAUGACGGAGUUGGGAAAGAAAUAACAACUCGAAUUACAUCUGCCAUGAUGACCAAUAAAACCUUUUUCACAGAUUCUAAUGGACGGGACUUCAUUAAAAGGGUUCGAGAUUACAGAGAAGACUGGGACCUACAAGUGAACGAACGUGUUGCUGGAAACUAUUACCCUAUUAAUCUAGGAAUUUAUAUCAAGGAUGAAAGCACAGAACUGUCAGUGUUGGUGGAUCGUGCAGUGGGUGGAUCCAGUUUGGUGGAUGGUCAAAUAGAGCUGAUGCUUCAUAGGAGGCUACUUCAUGAUGAUUCUAGAGGUGUUGGAGAGGCUCUAAAUGAAGAAGUUUGUGCUCUUGAGGAAUGCAAAGGUUUAACAGUCCUGGGAAAAUUCUAUAUCAGAAUAGAUCCUCUUGGAGAUGGUGCCAAGUGGCGUCGCACAUUUGGCCAAGAGAUAUAUUCACCACUUCUUCUAGCAUUUACUGAGCUGGAUGGAAGUAAUUGGACGAAUUCUCAUGUACCAACAUUUUCUGGGAUCGAUCCUACCUAUAGUUUACCAAACAACAUUGCGGUGAUAACUCUCCAGGAACUUGAAAGUGGAAGAGUGCUCCUUCGGUUAGCUCAUCUAUAUGAGACUGGAGAGGACAGCAAUUAUUCUAAACUAACCAGUGUGGAAUUGAAGAAGUUGUUCCCAACCAAGAAGAUCCAAAAAGUGACAGAGAUGAACUUGUCGGCCAAUCAAGAGAGAGCUGAAAUGGAGACAAAGAGACUAGUUUGGAAAAUAGAAAGCUCUUCAGAUGAAGCCAAGGUAGUGAGGGGAGGACCUGUCGAUCCUGCGAAACUGGUGGUUGAACUUGCCCCAAUGGAAAUCCGCACGUUUUUUAUUGACUUUGAGAUCGGUGGCUCCGUUGCAGUUGUCUAGAUUGCAAGUUAUUACAGUGUUGCAUUUAGUUGCGAAUAGAUGAAGUACCCAUGUUGGUGACUGGUGUUCCUCCCGUUUUCAAGUUGUCACUUUUUCUAAGGUUUGUUUAUUUAUUAUUAUUAUAGGAAACUGGUUCUUGAUGCUUUAGUUGCUCUUGGAUGGGUUUGGAUUGCAAACAGUUAUGGCUUGGUUCCUACUGAAAUAACACAUUUAUUAUUA
Molecule: messenger RNA, 3503 nt
Organism: Rhododendron vialii
Lineage: Eukaryota; Viridiplantae; Streptophyta; Magnoliopsida; Ericales; Ericaceae
Product: alpha-mannosidase At3g26720
Exons: 29
Coding region: 234-3284 (1016 amino acids)
Biological process (GO): mannose metabolic process
Molecular function (GO): alpha-mannosidase activity; carbohydrate binding
Source: RefSeq, a predicted model, not a curated record